Prunus armeniaca (apricot) is the source of this 801-nucleotide messenger RNA. NCBI's taxonomy places the organism in Eukaryota, Viridiplantae, Streptophyta, Magnoliopsida, Rosales, Rosaceae. The record is from the annotation of a GenBank genome assembly.
AUGGAUAGUCUUGAGUUUGAGCAAGAUGGGGUUUCAACACCAUUUUCAUAUACACCGCCAACUCACUACACUCUAAAAAUAGGGUCAUUUUCGUUGCUAAAGAAGCAUUCAGCGGAUAGAUUUGAGUCGGGGGAGUUUGAUGCUGGAGGAUACAAAUGGAAACUGGUGGUGUACCCAAAUGGAUACGAGAAGAAGAAUGUGGAAGACCACAUCUCUGUCUAUCUAGAAAUGGCUGGAGCAGAAUCACUUGAGACUGAUGCUAAUCUAAAGAAGAUGUGCUUGCACGUGGCGAUGCUCGAAGUAGCCGAGGUCUUUGUUUGUAAGGAAAGAAGAGCGGGCAAGGCAGAGUGCCUACCAAGGAUCAACAAUGCUGUUAUUGUAUCAGAAGAAAACAAUGAUUUUAUGAACAAGCAUGUUUGGAAGAUUGAGGAAUUUUCAAAGUUAAAACCCGAACCCUUGGAAUCAAAACCAUUCAAUGCUGGAGGGCAGACAUGGAAGAUACAGCUCUUUCCCAAGGGAGAUAGCCAUGGAAAGGAUACUCAUGUUUCUCUUUACUUAACAUUGGCUAAUCCAGAAAAGCUAUCUACUGCCUCCAAAAUACUUGCACAGUUUACUCUUCGCAUCGUAGAUCAAUUAAACGCCAAGCAUUUUUUUCGUCAAGCUAGUAAUUGUUUCAGAGCCUCGAGUCCGUCUUGGGGUUGGUCUAAUUUCAUUAUGUUGGGCUUUUUCAAAGAGAGAGACAAGGGUUAUUUGGUGAUGAAUACUUGCGUAGUCGAGGCAGAGGUCACUGUCCGCUCAUAA